AUGUACAAUGGAAAAUGCCUUAGGAUAGAGUUGAGUAUGACGUGGGGGGACUCCCACUACCUGGGCAUGACGGGGUUAGAGGUGGUGGGGAAGGAGGGGGACAGCCUGCCUCUGGACCUGACCAUGGUGAACGCCUCGCCACGGGACCUCAACGACCUGCCUGAGUACGGCCAGGACACACGCACCCUCGACAAACUCAUCGACGGCCACAACAUCACCACUGAGGACCAGCACAUGUGGCUGAUCCCAUUUUUCUGUGGCCAGCACCACACCCUGACAGUGAACUUUGACAAGGCACAGACGGUGGCUGGCCUCCGCAUCUGGAACUACAACAAGACCCCAGAGGACUCCUACAGAGGGGUAAAGGUGAUCCAUGUGUCUCUGGACGAUACACUCAUCUCUCCAGCAGAGGGCUUCCUCAUCAGGAAGGGACCAGGGAACUGUCACUUUGACUUUGCUCAGGAGAUCCUCUUCAUCGACUUCCUUCAGAACCCCACCACUGGCCUGGUCAACAGCAAGACUACAUCAGAGGACCUGGUCUACACACUCAAAGCUGGUUCCAAAAGACAGGAGCAGCCCAGCAUGGACUAUGAGGCCCCCAUCAUGCCUUGUGGAUUCAUCUUCCAGCUGCAGCUGCUGACCACCUGGGGUGAUCCCUACUACAUCGGCAUGAACGGCCUGGAGUUCUAUGACCAGAACGACGAGAAGAUCCCCCUCAGUGACAACAGUAUCCUACCUACAAUGUAAACACCACAAACACACACUGAGAACCAUCACUGCUGCAAUCUACACUUGGUGGUCACUAGUCUCACUUGACCUGACUGGCUGAGCUACUGUAGCUAGCGUGAGACUUCGAGUCUGGGUUGAGACUGGUCACCAACCCUGGUCCUGGAAAUCCACAGGGUGUACAGGCUGUCGUUAUAGCCCAUCAUGAAAACACAUGAUUCAGUCGAUCAAGAGUGUGAUGAUUAGUUGAAACAGGUUUGUUUAGUGCUGGGGUGGAACGAAAGCCUGCUCUCCCUUUACUGUCGUCACUAUCUGGCCAACUUGCAAAGUCGAAAACCCUGCCUAGUUCUACAAUUUAUCUUCUUAAAAUCUGAUUUUAACCGUAAUC
Messenger RNA from Coregonus clupeaformis (lake whitefish), 1114 nucleotides. RefSeq names its product katanin-interacting protein-like. NCBI's taxonomy places the organism in Eukaryota, Metazoa, Chordata, Actinopteri, Salmoniformes, Salmonidae. The transcript has 6 exons. Bases 1 to 747 code for a protein of 248 amino acids. The record is from RefSeq and is a predicted model, not a curated record.